Messenger RNA from Macroventuria anomochaeta, 729 nucleotides. RefSeq lists its product as uncharacterized. NCBI's taxonomy places the organism in Eukaryota, Fungi, Ascomycota, Dothideomycetes, Pleosporales, Didymellaceae. The coding region runs from base 1 to 729 and encodes 242 amino acids. The record is from RefSeq and is a predicted model, not a curated record. The transcript has a single exon.
AUGCCUCAGUGGAUAUUCCCUCAACAGCAAGGUACUGCCAACGCUACGACAAAUGUAGCACCAACUGCUGGCACCUUCAAUGCCAACGACUUCUCUGAAGGAAUUUGGCGCAAGCUUUCCACCAUCGGUCCCAGUUUUUGCACAGAUUUGCGCACUCCGAACGGAAGAGUAAAGCACAGCGCCUUAGAGGCUGAGCCCAAUCUCCACCAGAAUGUGUUGAAGAACACUAGCAGUGCCGCAUCAGCCGCUGGUUUGACAAGGCUUCUCAAUAUUGCCCACCAAAGAGGCGAAGUGCCACUGCAGCAACUCGAGCCGCUGAGAGACUGCGCUAUGCAAGCUCAGUCGAACAAUGCAGUCACACCAGUCAACAACACACUAGUCAACACCACACAGGUCACCUUUCCCACGGCACUCUUCCGAACUUUGCUUGUACCAAUUCCAAAGCCGUCCAGCGGAAAACCGCCUCCCAUUGUCAUCAACCGGACUGACCCGAUCCGGGACGAGCUCUCCAACCUUGGCUCCAACCUGCAUACAGACCUGAAGAGGAGUCUUGCCAAGGGCAUGAUCCGGGCAGCUGAGCCCAACUUCGAACAGCGUGUGCUGGAUGUUAUCUAUACAGUUGCAUCCUCAGAUGGUCUGAUCGAGUUUCUGAAGUUCCAUCGCGGACUCAGCCGCGAACUUGGUCAUCCGUGGAUCGAAGAACUCUGUAACGGCCGAAAGUGUCGUUGA